AUGCAAAUAUUUCUACAUGAUCUAUCGGACCAUAAUCUUGAGAAUAUCUUCAGUCUAAUGGAAGUUGUGCUUGUCCUGCCACCUACUUCGGUCAAGUGCGAAACAGCCUACUCUGCCAUGAAACUCCUCAAGACCAAGAGAAAAGGACGACUUGGAAACACUCGACUGAAUGAUUUGAUGGCUAUCAAGAUCAUCUCUCCAAUCAUCGAGGAGUUCGACCCUGAAGCAGCCAUUGCUGAAUGGAUGACCUCUACUCCAUCUGGCCAGAAGAGACGAGUAGGAGAGCGUAUAAAGCAGCCUGCCAGACCCAAGGAGGUCAUCACCCUUGCAGACUCUGAUCUCGACCAGGCAGAUGAGAUGGACCAGGCAGACGAGGUGACAGAUGCAAGCUUUCAAAGUACCAGUGAAAUCCAGUCAACUACGACAUCGCUGGUGCCAGAGAAGAUGAUGUAUGAUGGAGACGAUAGUGACGGAGAAAGCGACUGCGAGAUGUCAGAAGACCUUGUGUUUUCAUUGUUGAUGGAAUACAGUAGAGAUUAA
Molecule: messenger RNA, 540 nt
Organism: Mya arenaria
Lineage: Eukaryota; Metazoa; Mollusca; Bivalvia; Myida; Myidae
Exons: 4
Coding region: 1-540 (179 amino acids)
Source: RefSeq, a predicted model, not a curated record